This is a messenger RNA of Fundulus heteroclitus (mummichog), 7629 nucleotides long. It is a transcript of the gene maml3, whose product is annotated as mastermind-like transcriptional coactivator 3. The transcript has 6 exons. Gene Ontology annotation, molecular function: transcription coactivator activity. NCBI's taxonomy places the organism in Eukaryota, Metazoa, Chordata, Actinopteri, Cyprinodontiformes, Fundulidae. Gene Ontology annotation, biological process: positive regulation of transcription of Notch receptor target; Notch signaling pathway. The record is from RefSeq and is a predicted model, not a curated record. Gene Ontology annotation, cellular component: nucleoplasm; nuclear speck. Bases 761 to 4261 code for a protein of 1166 amino acids.
UUACUCAACUCCUGUCCUGAUAUCACUCCGCUGGCAUGGUGAAGACGCGGACCUGAUUAUUGUGAUGGUGGCAGCCGGGAGCCACUCACUCACAGACUUCCGCCCCCGGUUCUCACAUCCGCGUUGUGCGCCGCCUGCGCUUGACUCCGGUUUUUGCCUCACGGACGGACUAUACCGAGGGCGCUUGUGCUCUUUUUCGCUUAACUCGGCGGCGCGCUGCCCAACCGGGAUUUCUUCCGAACCCCCCCUCCCCAAAAAAAAAAAAAAACCUUAUGCGAUGCAAGUUCACCUGGAAACUCCGGAGCCUGUUCGGUUUAGGCAGCAAAACUUUUUCUCCAAGGACAACGGCGUAGAGCGGCGACAGGAGCGCCGCCGCUGCCGCCGCUCCGCCAGCAUAUGACCGGGGACUAACCUUUUGCGCCGUCGCUUUUGUCGCUUCCACCCGUGGAGUUGGUGUUAUUGUUUUGGUUGGCACCGCGGCGCCUGCUCGCAUUGUUUUAACCCCGCUACGAGCUCCUCGAAGCUCCCAGCCGGACCGGCGCUUUAUUGAUGUUUGUGUAGCGCGCAGGAGACUCGCUACUCUCUCGCAGCCCCUUUAAACGCGGCGCGGUGCUCGGCCGCUUGUCGCUCCGGGAGGACACCGAGAGGUGGAGGUGGCCGGAGGAGGAGGAGGAGGUGGUAGAAGACGACCAGGAGGAGGAGGAGGUGGCGGCGGACUGGGAGAAAAGUUCCCCCAAAAUAGCAGCCCCUCGGCGCGGUGAUGGGGGACUUCGCCUCCCCCGCUGUCGGACCGGGCGGCGGCAUCCACAUGAGCAGCAGCAUGAACGCGGCCAGCGGCAGCGUGGUGCCCGGCGGCGCCGUGGGCAUACCUAAGCACAGCACGGUGGUGGAGAGGCUGCGGCAGCGGAUAGAGGGCUGCCGGAGACACCACAACAUCUGCGAGACCAGGUACCAGCAGGCGCACUCCGAGCACCUGGAGCUGGACCGCAGGGAGACGGUCAACCUGUACCAGCGCAGCCUGGAGCAGAGGGCCAAGAAGUCGGCCGGCGGAGGCGGAGGAGGAGGCAGCAAGCAGCCGCAGAGCAAGCAGCAGCAGCAGCAGCAGCAGCUGCAGGACCCGGACUCUGCGUCCUCCGCGGAGCAGAGGACCAGCACGCUGAUAGCGCUCCAGGAGACUGUGAAAAGGAAACUGGACAGCGCGCGAUCGCCCCUGAACGGCGACCAGAACGGCAUCUGUGAUGGCGGCAGCUACUCGCCAACCGCCAAGCGGGUUCUAAAAGAGGUCCCCGGUGGUUUGGACUCGCUAACGGGCCUGGCCAAGAACAACAAUAACAAUAACGUGCCACCCAUUUCCCCCCUGCAUCAUCAAAUGGACAUUAAGCCUUUACUCGGCGGGCCCAACACCUCCACCGGCAACACUACAAACGGCAACGGCGCCCACACGGGCAGAGCGUCCGACGACCUGGGAAAGAACGGCGGCAGCCACCUGUCGGACAUGAAGCUGAACAGCUCCCUGGACCUGGAGGACAGCUUCGGCCUCCUCAAGGACCUGAAACAGGAGCCGCUGGACGACGGGGGAGGGAUGGAGUCCAGCGAGCCCCAGUCCCUGUCCAAUCAGAACAAACUGUUCUCCGACAUCAACCUCAACGACCAGGAGUGGCAGGAGCUGAUCGACGAGUUGGCCAACACUGUGCCGGAGGACGACAUGCACGACCUCUUCAACGAGGACUUUGAGGACAAGAAGGAGGCGGAGUUUGGCCGGCCGGCAAACAGCCAGGCUGAAGCCCCGUUGGAGGCGGCUGGGAGUACGACGCCUGGUGUCGGGGCGCCGUCGACGACAUCCUUGCCCCCUCCUCAACAGGGGGUCCCACAGGUUCCUAUCGGGUCGCCACAGGUGCGACCAUCAUCAUCCGGCCCCCAGUUCGCGACCACUGCCAACGGGACCCCUCCUCAGCAGCCCCUGCAACAGUCUCCGGCUGUUGCUAUGCCAUCAGGUUCACCAUUGCACAACUGCGUAGCUCGCUCCCCUCAGACUCCAACCCAAGCCCAGACCCAAGCGGUCCCCAGGCCUGGCAGCGGAUACAUGAUGAACCCAGGCCCCGUCAAUCAGACGGGGUCGGGGGGCGGAGCGGGCGGCACUGGCCCCGGGGGUCAGCCUGUGGGCCCGGUCACACCUGAACUUUCUCCCGCGGAGCAGCUAAAAGCGAUGGCCGCGCAGCACUCCAAGCUGAUGCACCAUAAGCAGCAGCAAAAACAAGCGACUAACUGGUCCCCUGUGGGCGCUCCGACCAGCCCCUACAAUUCUGCUCCCUUUAAUCAAGACAAGCCCAACAGCCCCAUGAUGUACCCACCGCAAGCCUUUAACGCGCCGCAGGGCCCUCUGGUGGCCGGGAUGGCCCCCAACAACGGCCCCAAAGCCCCCAUGAACAACUACCUCCCUCACAACCCCAUGGGCAUGAUGGGACAGCAGCAGCCCAACAGCAUAAACCAGAGUGCUCUGUCCAAGCAGCAGUCCCAACAGCAGCAGCAAACGGCCGCCAUGUUGUCCUACAACAACACGAAGCCGCUGAGUCACUUCAGCGGCGGCGGGGUGGACCACAUGGGUCAGAGGAUGACUCCGCCCAUGGCAGGGAACAGUCAGGUGAAGAACCCCAUGAUGCCGCCCUACAUGGGGGGCGCCGGAGGUGGCGGUCAGGGGCCGGGCCAGACGCAGGGGCCGAUCCCCGGGCAGACGGCCCACCUGGGGGAGGAGCACAAGCGGAUGCUGAUCAUGAAGCAGAAGGUGCUGAACCAGAACAUGCCCUACAGCACCAUGCAGCCUCACGGCCAGGAGCAAGGCGUGGUGGGAAUGUCCCGGCCGCCUGGCGCAAUACCCCCUCCUCACCCCGCUGGGGGCGUCGCCUCGGGCGUGGGCCCCAGCCAGGGGUCGGGUCCACCUUCGGGCUACGCAGGCAGCCAGCAGCAGGCGACCAUGAUGAAGCAGAUGAUGGCGAUGGAGCGGGAGAAGAGGGUGCAGAUGCAAAUGAUCGAGCAGCAGAAGCAGCAGAUCCUACGGGAGCAAAGACAGCAGCAUCUUCUGGCCGAGCAGCUCCAGCAGCAGCAGCAGCAGCAGCAGCAUCUCCCCAGACAGAUGGGCCAGGGCCAGAGGAAUCCAUAUCCCCAAGUCAAUCAGUACCAAGGUCCUCCCCAAGACCUGGCAUCCAGGAGCCAAUCACUCCAAAGCAUGCGGCCCUCUCGUAUCCUACAGCAGCAGCACAGCCAGCAGCAGAUGGUCCAGAUGAAUUCUGUUCAGGGUCAGGGAGGCCCUGUGGGACCUCAAACCGAGAUGGGACUACCGUAUGGCGCCCAGGGGUCCAGCCAGGGUGCCCUGUAUGGCCUCAACCCUUCAAUGAGCCAAAUGAUGCACCAGCAGCACCAGAACCAAAGCGUCCAAGCCUCCAUGGGUCUUCCACCGCAGCACAACCCUGCCGGGGGACCUCCGCGGCAGGCGGGUACAGGUCCUGGACUCGGAGGUAUUCCCGGGGGCCCCGGGAGUAGUGGGGCCGGAGGUUACGGAGGGCAAGGGAUGCGUAUCAACUCCAUAGCCCAGCAGCCCCUCAAAGGCCCUGUCAAAGGCCAAUCCCAGAGACUGCAAAGCAUGCUGGGAGGUGGAGGAGGUGGAGCGGGGAUGGCAGCUGGCGGCUGGCCCCAGCAGCAAGGACAAGGUCUGCAGGGCAUGGUGGGAGGAGUCGGAAGGACUACAGGAGGAGCGGGAGGAGACAUGGUGGGGUUCAGCUCCUCCCAGGGUUAUGGUAUGCAGCCGGGUCAACCGCCCCGCAUGACCAAGCAACACUUUCCAGGUCCUGGACAGGCUGGCCAGGGGCUGGACCCCAGGGUGGUUAACCCAGCUGCCACUAUGGGCGGCCCAAUGAUGGGCCCCCACAUGGGCAAUCAGCCAAGGACCAAUCAGCCCCGACCCAUGGUCAUGAACCAGGGGAUGAACCAAGGGAUGAUGGCACAGGGGAUGUCCGGGAUGGGGGCUUUUGGGCCGGGUCCAGGAGGCCCAGGUCUAGGGGGAGGAGGAGGUGGACCCUACGGACCAGGGGGAGUUGCAGUCGGGGGUCAGCCACAGGGCUACCAAAGGACAGCCAAUCAGGACAUGUCAUCCUAUGGGUACGGGGGCGGGCCCUCAGGAGGGGGAGCCUUUGGUUUGGGUGACGGAUCGGGGGCGGAGCUGGACUCGGGUGACGGGUGGAUGGACGAGCUUUUCCAGAACCAAUAGCCAAUGGGGAACAUUUUUAGAACGAACUAAGCUUUGGGACAAAACCUGAGAAAGUCCAACAGAAAGGAAGACAUAGACUGGCAUGUUUUGUUUUGUAAAACAUGAGAAAGAUUAUAAAUAAGUUCUGAUAUUAUGUUUUCUGUGUGUGCGUGCGUGUGUGUGCGUGUGCGUGAGAAAUGGAAGGAGCUCUCACAUGUCUUGUGCAUAUUAUUGAGAAAAAAAAAGCGAUAUAAGAAUUAGGAGGUGUGUUUUAUUAGUUUGCCUCUUUUCUCCCCUGGAGUAAAUUUCUUUACGUUCCAGUGCUUCAAAACGAUUGUGGUUUACACCGCGGCGCUUUGAGCCCGAGCUGAUUUCAAACUGCAGGCUGAUCUACAGGAAGGAAAUAUCAUUCUCAAGGCAAAAAAAAAAUUUAGUUUGUGUGCCACCCAGCUCAGAUCUUUCAACUCUGAGCUCCCAACGCUCCCAUUUCCUCUCUGAUUCGUCCCCCCCCCACCUAUGUGCACACACUCACACCCAAAUCUGCCUCCCCCCCACUCUCUCCCUCCAGAGACUCAUUCAUCGCUUUCAGCGCUCCAUUCUCUGUUUAAAUUGUGCACAUCACAACGGAACAAAUGAUGUUCCACUGUUGUGCAACACAAGCACAGUCUGGCCUCUUGUGCUUUGUGCUAGGCAACCCGUCCAUAUUUUUCAUCUUUUUUUUUACGGGUUCAUUUCCUGCAUUGUGUAGUUCUGAGUGAAGAGAAGUCGCAGGGAGGGACACCGCAAUAUGAGCACGGGACGGGACAGACGGCUACAGGACAGCGAGCACCUGAUAUGACAUGAACCAGUCUGUGGGACGCGAGCCUGCAUUUCACGAGCCAGCCAGAAAAUGAUGGCUGGCCACUGAAUGUACCCAAACGCCUCAAGUGACUUCUUCGUUUUAAGGGAAAUUCAUAGAGAAGCUCACCUACAGUGCCUUGCAAAACUCCAACUUGUUCAUGUAUUUAUGUUACAGCCACAAACUUCUACUACUUACUAGCUUUCCUCUUGCCAAUCUGCCAUAAAGGUCAGAAGGUUCUUCAGUCGACACCUGAGCUGUGGCUCUGAGAAGCUCCUCCAGAGUUACCAGUGAGCCUCUUGGCUGUUUCUCUGACCAAUGCUCCUCCGUUUGUCUGGCCGGUCUCCAUGUUUCCAUUGGGGGUGAUGGACUGAGCAGUGCUCUAUGAGAUGUUUAAAGCUUUUCGCUGUUUUUUCCACAAACUGUCUCCCUGAGCUGCCUGCUGUGUAACUUGGUCUGCACAACGCUGUGUGUUCACCGAUGUUCUCUGUUGAGGCCUUGGCAGGACAUCUGGAUUCAUGCUGAGAAUAAACUACACACAGGUGGACUCUAUUUACCGAGCAAAGGUGACUUCUGCAGGCUAUGCUUUGGGUUUUGCAUUUAUUCAGGUGCACCAGAGUCAGACUCAGCCAUACUUAAUAGUCAUAUCACUUCCCUUGGGAAUCCCAGUGAAGUGAUGGUGACUUGUGCAAGAACAGUGCAGAGAAUGCACUAAAGACAGUUACGGGGGGGGUCAGGAUAACUGAGGGAGGCGUUGUAGAGAUUGAUAGCCGCAGGCAGGAAUGAUUUCCUGUGGCGCUCAGUGGUGCAUCUGGGUGAGAGGAGCCUUCUGCUAAAGGAGCUCAUCUGCUGGGUCAGUGUGUCAUGGAGAGGGUGUGAGACAUUGUCUAAGAUGGACUGUAGCCUGGACAGCAUCCAUCCUCCUCUGGAUGGGGUGAACUCACAUUCACUUUCAGAUUGCUUUAAAAACAAAAUUACAAACCUUGUAUCGUUUCCCUCCCACUUACGUGGGUUACUCUGCUCGCCCAUCACACAAAAUCCCAAUAGAAUAAACAGAAGUCUGUGGUUGUAACGUGAAAGAUGUGAGGAAAAAAGUGGGUAGGAAUGCUUUUGCAAGGCGGUGUAUUUCUUUGCUUUGUCCCUAGCCUCUGUCCGUCCGUCCAUCCGUCCUUCUGCUCCUGCCAUCAGCCCGGCUUUACGGCUGCGAACUGAAACCGUGCUGCGCUUCAACACUACUGCGAAACGACACCAGCCGCCCCGUCGUCGCUCACGACCCGCCGCUCAAAAGCUGGUAUUCACCUCACAGGCCCACGCUGUCGAAGGCUGAGGUUCCCCGUAGGAAUCUGUUGGCUUUACAUCAGCCGCUCGUUCUUUCACUCAUCAUCACCUUCAUCGAGCUGCCUCAUCUAUAGCCCCCACCCCGACACGUAAACAUAAAAAUCUAAAAAAGGUUUUAUUGCUGUGGUUCUCGUCAACACGUGGCAUCUCUAAAUGUUUUGUAUUAUUCAGUAAAGGCAAGAGUGUCUGUUUUUUUAGGACAAUGAUGUAACCUGCAAAACCAAAAAAGCCUUCUGUUCCUCAUGCUUGUUGUUGUUGUAAAAUCCAGCCCUUUAAUAGAACUCGGUCGUCCUGUAACGCGUUAGAAAUGAGGCUCUACGUUUUUUUUUUUUUGUUUUUUUUUUGGUACACGCAGACAGAUUUUUUGGGGUUGUAGCACUCAACCAGUUUUUUAUCAAGGAAAGAUGGUUGAAUCAUUGAGGCCCCCGCAUCAGCGCUUUAAGCUCACAGAUUGUCGGGUCUGCUCUCCAUAAAUAAAAAUAAAUAAAAUUUAAAAAAGGAAUUUCAUGCUUCCAGAACUCCGGCGUACGUCCAGACGGGCUCGGACUUCAGCUCCACUCCCCCCCGUGUCCGUCUUGUCCUUUGUUAGAGUGAGAGCUCGGAGAUCUGGUUUGGAAAUCCCUUCAGGCAGAGAGCGGAAGCUUCCUCCAAAUAUCACAAUACUGGGACCAAGUCUGUAGACAACAUUUUAACAAAAAUUGUUGUUGAUGUUUAUUUUUUAUCUUUAUUUCCUUCUUCUUCUUUUUUUUUUUUCUUUUCUUUUUUUACUGGUGCUGACAUAUAUAUGUGAUUAUGAGAAAAAAAAGUAUAUAAAAGAUAAUGGAUAUUUGUAAAUAUGUUUUUACAGGUUUAAAUACAUCAGAUAUUACAGUCUCUACUCUGUAAAGAAUAUACUGUUUGUUGGAAAAUAGAGAAGUAUUUUUAUUUUUGUUUUUCGGUUUCACUUUUAACCCAUCUGAGCUAUGCCAUUGCACUUCAGACAAUGUCUUACUACUAAUUUGUAUUGUAAACCUCCUCUCAUUUUUUUGGGAUUUUUUUUUUUUUAGUUUGAGAUUUUGUUUUGAAGCAGUGCUUACUUCUUUUUAUCCUGUACAGAAUAUUGAAAUGUUAACAAAAGAGAAUUACAGAAGAUUUUUUUUUUGUUUUUUUUCCAAAAAGAUACAAUAAAGAGAGAACGUUCUCGCUGGUCAUAUUAAACUAAAGUUAAAGUUGC